Messenger RNA from Ctenopharyngodon idella (grass carp), 4182 nucleotides. RefSeq names its product RAP1, GTP-GDP dissociation stimulator 1 (gene rap1gds1). Gene Ontology annotation, cellular component: cytosol. Bases 366 to 2192 code for a protein of 608 amino acids. The record is from RefSeq and is a predicted model, not a curated record. The transcript has 15 exons. Gene Ontology annotation, molecular function: guanyl-nucleotide exchange factor activity; protein binding. Gene Ontology annotation, biological process: positive regulation of GTPase activity. Lineage: Eukaryota; Metazoa; Chordata; Actinopteri; Cypriniformes; Xenocyprididae.
CGGGGCGUCGCCGCUCUCGUCUGCUGUGCAGAAAAUCAGACAGCUUGCUCGCUAGAAGGAAGUGCAUCUGAAGUGGCACUGGUUUUAUUUUGAUGCACGUGAACAUUCAUCUCUUCGGAUAAAAUUACGUAAUUCCCGACAUCAGCACAGAGGGAUUUAGCCCGGGUGUAUGCAUCUCCCCGGUACAUCUGGAGCUGUAGAGGCUGUUUUCACCGGAGCAGCGUGGGUUAAGGUGGGCCUUGCCCGGAUAUCUGUCUGACAAGCGAACCAAAACCGAUCCGGUACCCGCCUCAAGAUAACCAUCAUAGUUAGUCCUCCAGAGACUACACUUGGAGACCGUUUGGACUAUAACACACACUAGCCAGAUGGCAGAUAACCUAAGCGAAGCCCUGAAGACGCUGAAGCUCUCAUCGGCAGACAGCGCUUCAGACAGCGUCGAGGGCUGCUUGGACUGCCUGCUCAAAGCUUUGGCCCAAAAUAAUGUUGAGACUAGUGAAAAGAUCCAGGAGAUGGGUGCUCUUGCCAUGAUGCCCGCUCUUCUGUCUGCGCAGAACUCAUGUACACCAAAAGUAGCCAACAUCAUUGCAGAAGUGGCCAAAAAUGAGUUCAUGAGAAGCCCGUGUGUGGAAGCAGGGCUCAUUCCUCCACUGGUUCAGCUGCUAAACUGUAAGGACCAGGAAAUUCUUCUCCAGACGGGACGAGCCCUCGGCAACAUCUGCUAUGACAGCCAUGAGGGCAGAAGUGCAGUUGACGCAGCGGGUGGUGGUCAGAUAGUUGCAGAGCACAUUAAGUCUCUGGCCGAAAGCACUGACCCGGCCACCGGGAAGCUCUUGACUGUCUUUUGUGGCAUGCUGAUGAACUAUAGCAAUGAUAAUGACUCGUUGCAGGCCCAGCUGAUCAGCAUGGGUGUGAUCCCAACACUGGUCAGACUGCUGGGCGUUCAUUCUCAAAACACGGCGCUCACAGAGAUGUGUCUCAUUGCCUUUGGCAACUUGGCAGAGCUUGAGUCCAGUAAGGAGCAGUUCGCCUCUACAAAUAUUGCCGAGGAGCUGGUUCGGCUCUUCCGUAAGCAGGUGGAACAUGAGAAGAAGGAAAUGAUCUUUGAGGUGUUGGCACCACUUGCUGAGAAUGAUGUGAUCAAGCUUCAGCUGGUGGAGGCUGGUUUGGUGGAGUGUCUUCUGGAGGUGGUGGCUCAGACGGUGGACAGCGACAGGGAGGAGGACGUGGCUCAGCUCAAGACGGCCUCAGACCUCAUGGUCCUUCUGCUGUUGGGAGAUGAGUCGAUGCAGAAGCUGUUUGAGGGUGGUAAAGGCAGCGUGUUUCAGAGGGUUCUCUCAUGGGUGCCCUCCAACAACCACCAGCUACAGCUAGCGGGAGCGCUCGCCAUCGCUAACUUUGCCCGCAAUGAUGGAAACUGCAUCCACAUGGUAGACACUGGUAUUGUACAGAAGCUUCUUGAGCUGUUAGACAGACAUGUUGAAGAGGGGAACGUCACGGUGCAGCACGCCGCCCUCAGCGCUCUGAGGAACCUGGCCAUUCCGGUGGUCAACAAGUCUAAGAUGCUUAUGGCUGGUGUGUCGGAUGUAGUGCUGAAGUUCCUGAAAUCAGAGAUGCCACCAGUCCAGUUCAAGCUCCUGGGAACAUUACGGAUGCUUAUCGACACACAGGCUGAUGCAGCAGAGCAGCUGGGAACAAACGCAAAGCUGGUGAAGCGUUUGGUGGAGUGGUGUGAAGCGAAAGACCACGCUGGAGUGAUGGGAGAGUCCAACCGCCUGCUGUCCGCUCUCAUACGACACAGCAAGUCAAAGGAUGUGGUCCGAACAGUCAUACAAGGUGCAGGUGUUAAGCACUUGGUAACCAUGGCGACGAGUGAACACAUGAUCAUGCAGAAUGAAGCGCUGGUGGCCUUGGGUCUCAUAGCAGCACUAGAUCUGGACUGUGCAGAGAAGGACUUUGUCAGCUCCAGUCUGGUGCAGGUUCUACACAAACUACUGACAGAUGAGCACAGUGCACCAGAGAUCAAAUACAACUCCAUGAUUCUCAUCUGCUCCAUCAUGGGAUCAGAGCCACUUCACAAAGAAGUGCAGAGCUUGGCCUUCAUCGACGUGGUCUCCGGUCUCCGCUCACAUGAGAACAAGACGGUGGCCCACCAGGCCUCUCUCACAGAGCAAAGGUUAACAGCACAGAGCUAAAAGACUCUUUCACACCAUCUCCUCCUUGCCUGCUUCCCCUCACACACAUAUCUCUCGUUGUCAUGUGCCAAGCUGUUGUCCCUCUGCAUUCCCUGCUACAGACUCUGAAAGCCCUCUGUUUGCUUCAAGCAUGCAGAGACGCAUUACCCAAAGGCGGCCAUACUUUAUAGACAGCCUUCUGCAAUAGAUUCAUACCCGAACUGCAAAAUAUUUUUAAAAGACCAUAGCUGUGAUUACAAAAAAAACAUGAAAUUCACCUGUAAAACCAUUAAAGCUUUACUUCACCCAAAAAUGAAAAUUGUCAUGAUUUACUCACCCUCAUGUCAUUCUAAACCCGUAAGACUUUCAUUCAUCUUCACACAAAUUACAUUUUUAAUGAAGUCUGAGAGAUUUCCUUCCCUCCAUUAAAAGGAUAUUCACCUAAAACUCCAAAGCUUCAAAAUGUUCAUAAUAUCCAUAUGAAUCGAGCGGUUUAAUGCAAAUCUUCUGAAGAGACAUGAUCGCUUUAUGUGAUGAACAGAUUUAUUUUAGGCUUUUUUCCACAUAUAAACAUCAAUAAGAAAACAUCAAAUAUGAUAAACAGAAGCUCAACCGAACCUGCUUGAUGCGCGAGAACAAACCUCGUUGGUUCUUGUGGAAGCUCAAACGUGCUGUGUAACACACGAGAAUGAACCUCAUUGGCUCUCACACAUCAAGCAAGCACGCUUGAGCUUCCGUUUACCAUAUUUGAUAAGCUCAAUGAAUAGUGUUUAUAUGUGAAUAAAACCCUACAUUAAUCCUAUUUUAUCAUGGAUUAUCUCUUUAUGAACAUUUUGAAGCUUCUUUGGGUGAAUAUGCUUUCAGAUCUCUCUGAGAUCUCUCUCUGAGAGAAAUCUCUCAGAUUUCAUUAAAAAUAGCCUAAUUUUUGUUUUAAAGAUGAGGGAAAGUCAUACGGGUUCGGAGUGACAUGAGGGUGAGUAAAUGAUGACAGAAUUUUCAUUUUUGGGUGAACUAUCCCUUUAAGUGGAAAUAAGAAUAGAACAACAUGUAUGUUGGCAGUGGAAAUAGAGCAGUUGUGCUUUCAUGACAUGUAAAAAUCACACAUACCAACCGACUUGUGCAUGUUUUUUUUAAAUCGUCUGGUUUGUUGAUGUAUCUGUGUUCAGCUAUUCAAGCCACGCCCAUAUGAUAUGCCCCGCCUCCUCCUCCUGCUUACUAAUUUACAUAGAAGAGUAGAGAUCAAAUGUGUUUGUACUGUAUAGGGCACCUCUGGACCAGCAUGGACCUUUUCAUAUUUUGCCUCCUGGUCCUUGUGCCAUCCACGAUCCAUAUCUUUACUGGAAAGAGCUAAUUCCAUAUCAUUAGUCGAAAAAUCGUUGGUUAUUGUCAUAUGGAUGUAUGAAGAAGUGAUACAUCUUGGUACCAAGAACUAAAGUUGAAGCAAAGAAGUUCAAUGAUUUUGAUUAUUUUAGGCCGGUGAACACCUCAUCCAAGAAAGCGACGUCUUUAUAACAUAGUAUCAAUAACACAUUCCUGAUCAGGAAAUGACUAGCAUGACUGCCAGUACGCCAUUAGCACACACAUACUAGACUUCAUGGCAGAUAACUGAGACAUGUAAGGGCUGGGACGGGUUAUGUGUGUAGCUGAUACCGCCACAGUUACGCUGAAUAAUAAUGUCUCAGACGACACACUCUUUGUGAAUGUUUCUUUUGAGAAAGUGUCUUUUUUUUUUUUUUUUUGCAUGUGGAGCUGCCUGUCCUCCUUUCCAUCCUCUCCAGUAUCCUCCGAACAUGCACCUCCUCGCAUGUUCGAUACUGUUAAAAUCACUGUUAUGUGGCCAUUUUAUGGCAGGUAAAUAAGUUCUUAUUUAUCAUAUUUGUACCACAUGGCAAUCCAAUAUAUCUACAGUAGGAAGCGUACAAAUAUAAAUGGAAAUAAUUGUUGUAAAUGUCAUUGAACUGUACAUUUCAAAGAUUUAAACUUAUUAAAACAAUUGCUGGUGACAAAUUUA